AACAACACAGACACUGUUGAAUUUCUAUUCGACCAAUUGUUGAUAUGCACGAGCAAAUAAAAGCAGCAGGCCGGAGCCGAACGACACACGAGGAGCUUCGUGCCUCGUGUUUGUCGUUUCCUGUUCGUUGUGUGCGUGUAUCCAACGAAGCGCAUUCAGCUCGGUGAGUGUGUGCGUGUGUGUGUGUAGUUGUCGUUGGGCUUGUGUUCUUCGCUAGCAGCCAGCGUUGAGCAUUUAUAAAGUCCAUUGCCGCUUUGAUCUGUCGCUCAGUUGUUGCAUACUUCUCGGGGUGUUCAUUCGACGUGCAGCAUAAAGAAAAGAGACAAUUUAUAAAACAAUUCGAAAAGCUCACAGGGAGCUGCUGCUGGGCAAACUACUGAAACUUUAAAUUUUUACAACUCACCCGCCUAAAAGCACGCAACAAAAAUUGUACGCCAUGUGCAAUCAGAAACUGCUACUGCCACUCCUGUUGUUAACAGUUGCUGCAGUUGCAAGCGGCGCUGAGGCGGAGCCUGAGGAUGCCGACGCUAUGACCAUUAGCCCUGCAACGCCUGGCGCACAGGAAGAGGCAAGAAACAUGGUUAAGCGUACACCGACAUCCAGCUUUAUUGGUAUGCGAGGCAAGAAGGAGCAAGACCCAUCCGCAGAUGCCAAUUGGUUGGGCCCCGAUCCUUUGGAUUAUGGCGAACAAGAUGAGGAAAACUCGUACUAUGAGAACGGAAGAAGGCUCAAGAAGGCUCCAAUGGCCUUCGUUGGCAUGCGCGGCAAGAAGUUUUCGCCGAAUACCAAUCGACUGCGCGAUUUACUGCAGAACAUGGAGGAGCAGCGUCUACGAGAGAGUUUCCUGCAAGAAUUCAUGAACAAUUUGGCGACAGAUGACGGCGACGUGGCCAAGCGAGCACCCACCGGAUUUACUGGCAUGCGUGGCAAGCGUCCGUCCUUAUCCGAAAACGAGGAUGAUGAGGACGAUGCACUGGAGCUGCUGGAAAAACGCGCCCCUGUCAACUCCUUCGUAGGCAUGCGUGGUAAAAAGGAUGUUUCCCAUCAGCACUACAAGCGCGCGGCUCUUUCAGAGUUGUGGCGCCAACUCUCCAAAAAGGCAUACGAUGUGCGCGGCAAGAAGCAGCGAUAUGCGGACUUUAACAGUAAAUUUGUGGCUGUGCGUGGCAAGAAGAGUGCGCUGAGCGAUGCCAAUGGGGCAGCAGAGGAGAAUUUGAUUCAGCCCUGGGUCUAUGUCAUCGAUGGCAAGCGGGCGCCCAGCGGUUUUCUUGGCAUGCGAGGCAAGCGUCCUGCCAUGGUAGAGUAAGCGAACGGGAUGGACAGAACGGAACUGGUGGCACAGAUAGGCGAGCGCUUCCUCAUUUACAUUUGACGAAUGACAGUCGGAAGUUCCUUUUAAACUAGGCAAAUACAAUGUUGUAAAUAAUCGCUGGGCUGGAGAUUAUUUAGAACGUGAGCACACACACACACGCACAACAGACACACACAUUCACACCUCUAUAGACAAGAUUUCCUCUGCAACAUAGGCUUAAUCAUUUUGAUGUAAAGUUAGCAAAAAAAAACUAAAGCUA
This is a messenger RNA of Drosophila arizonae, 1571 nucleotides long. RefSeq names its product Tachykinin (gene Tk). NCBI's taxonomy places the organism in Eukaryota, Metazoa, Arthropoda, Insecta, Diptera, Drosophilidae. The record is from RefSeq and is a predicted model, not a curated record.